Molecule: messenger RNA, 2354 nt
Organism: Gadus morhua (Atlantic cod)
Lineage: Eukaryota; Metazoa; Chordata; Actinopteri; Gadiformes; Gadidae
Product: protein L-Myc-1b
Exons: 3
Coding region: 354-1502 (382 amino acids)
Biological process (GO): regulation of DNA-templated transcription
Molecular function (GO): DNA-binding transcription factor activity; protein dimerization activity
Source: RefSeq, a predicted model, not a curated record
CAUCAUAUAUAACAGGAUAUAUCAGUGGCGCGAAAAACGCACUGUGUGGCUGUGACCGACAGAGUUGCAGGCUGGAAAGCGUGUGAAUAAAUAAGUGGUUUUAAAUCGUUCCACCCUCACACCCAGAGCUAAGUCACCGUUCGGCACCGGGUGUUUUCCGGAUCCCUAACUGUGGAGUUUGCCUUUCCUGGAGGAAUUUUCCAUCUCCUCAAUUACGCAUUGUGGUUUGAGGAUAACCUACUAGGGUGGUGUGCGGUCUUGAAUGCAAACUACUUGUAGUAUCGUCGCUCAUCGGGAUACAGGAGUUGACGCCAGGUGGUAGCCUCUGCAAACUGAAGGACUUUUGGGAAAAGAUGGAGUUCGACUGUUAUCAACCGUAUUUUUUCGAAGAUUUCGACACCAAGGAAGACUUUUACAAGUCCACCGCUCCCAGCGAGGAUAUAUGGAAAAAGUUCGAGCUGCUGCCAACCCCUCCCAUGUCGCCCACCCGGACGCUCGGUGGUGCGGCCAUGCUCGUUUCCCCGGGCGACAAACUCAGCUGGCUUUCCAAGUUCCUGGGCCAGGACGACGAGUACGAAGGACAGUUCAUCCCGGACACGGAGGAGCUCUUUGGCAACCUCAGCUCCAUCAUUAUCCAGGACUGCAUGUGGAGUAGCUUCUCUGCAAGGGGCCAGCUGGAGAAGGUCAAUAACGACCGACUGUCGGCCAUCCAGAAUCGAGGACUACUCCCCGCGCCCCAGAUCACGGGGAGGGCCACUAAAGCGCAGUGCGCCUCACCUGAUGCGUCACUGGCCACUGCCUUGGCGACAGACUGUGUUGACCCCGCGGCGGUUCUCACAAUCCCAACAAACAGCUUUAGGAAACCGGCUUCGUCGGGCUCAGAGUCUCGGACGGAUUCCUCGGACGAUGACGAGGAGGAGAUUGACGUUGUUACCGUGGAGAGCAAGCAGAACCGCGGGCGUGUAGCAAGGACGCAAAAACCCGAGACCCUCACGGUCCGUGCAGACCCCUGUCCCGCCCGCUUCCACCUGUCCGUCCACCAGCAGCAACACGACUACGCCGCGCCCUCCCCGGACAGUGACGCGGAGCUGGACGACGAGGAUGAAGAUGAUGAUGAUGAUGAUGAUGACGGCGAGGAAGAGGACGACGAAGAGCCCCAAAGGAAGCGCAGUUGCAUGGAGUCCUCCUCUGCGUCCCUGGCCGGUUCCUCCUCGGACACGCCUGGCAGCUCGGACAACGAGGACGUGGACCGCCGGCGGAACCACAACUUCCUGGAGCGUAAGCGGCGCAACGACCUGCGCUCGCGCUUCAUGGCGCUGCGCGACCAGGUCCCGGGACUGGUGGAGUCCGCCAAGACCCCCAAGGUGGCCAUCCUUACCCAGGCCACGGAGUACCUGGACCAGCUGCACCAGCGCGAGAAGCAGCAGGCCCAGGAGAAGAAGAGGCUGAAGGGGCGGCAGCAGCAGCUGCUCCGCAGGCUGGUGGACCUGCGGCGCACGUGAGACCCAAAGAGGACCGAGAGGAGCCAAGGACUUUAGUGUUUGUUUGAUACUUUGGGGGGGGGGGGGGGAUCCUAUGACUACUUGCCUUGUGUACAAAGCGUUGGACUUUAGUUUGACAAAUUGCCUCUUCAAAUCUCUGUGGGCCUCUUAGUGUGUGUGUGUGUGUGUGUGUGUGUGUGUGUGUGUGUGUGUGUGUGUGUGUGUGUGUGUGUGUGUGUGUGUGUGUGUGUGUGUGUGUGUGUGUGUGUGUGUGUGUGUGUGUGUGUGUGUGUGUGUGUGUGUGUUGGAUAUAUAGCUAUGACCAAUGUUUAUUCCCGGUAUGCUCUGUAUAGUUGCUCAAAGAACCUAUUUUGAAAAGAAAAUAUCUUCAUAAUUCACCUGUGCGUUAGUGUGAAUAUCUAUGUACCCUAUAGUGUCUGUGUGUGUCCAAACUUAAUUUUCCUUGAUGAAAUGACUCUGCAUUUCUUAUUGCACACUUGGAUUGGAGUUAAGUGUAAAAGCCAUCGUCAUGUACAUAAGAAUGAACGGGUGAUUCUGAUUUAGUUAAUUGUUCAAAUCUCUUUUUUUUUUUUAACUCACGUUUGUCAGUAAUUAGUUCAUUACUCCCUGGGAAGGAGGCAAAAUCAAAACUUGUAAAUGAACUUUGUUCCCUAUAUACCAUGCCGACUGGCACGUAGAGCUUCUAUUUUGUUAAGAAAAUGUAAACGGGGGCAAAAAGAAUUAAGUGGCACUACUGUACUUUAUUCACAAGUCACUUUGUGAAAUUCCGAAUGCUUUUUCUCCUGUUUGAUUUCGACGCAUAUUCAUAUCGCCAGCUCAUAUUGCAUUAAAUUUUGAUACAUUUGCAUAUAA